AAACUUUUUCUAAUCAGAUAACACAAUUUGAACCUCAUUCUAUGCUGUAACUUACAUCAUUGCACCAUCAACGGAAGCGAAAAUAGAAAUAACCGAAUAUUUUUACAAAAUGAUGGAAAGAAAGGGCUAACAACAACGUUAUCCUGUACCCGCGGACAUAUCAAGUCACCGUAACCUUAGAUACGCGUUAUUCAUUUGGUUAUGGGGCUUUAUCAUUAAUCCAGGUAUAUAAAGACGCUCUCGUCGUCCAUCCACCAUAGAAUUCAUCAAAAUGACCGUCGAUUUUCCUGUAUGGCAACAAAGAGCUAGCGCUGCCCAAGAGCGCCGUGAGAAGCAGCUACCAGAUGAAUACCGCAUCCCCAAGGACAAGAUGCCAGACGCCUCUGUCAAAGAUGUUAUGAACUUUCCCCGAGAAUCAGGCUUAUUCUCGAACGAAGAACUAGAGAUCACCGAACUAUCUGUUCCUGCCCUCUUGAAAGCCAUAGAAGACAAGAAGUGGACCGCCGUUCAAGUCACGAAGGCUUACUGCAAACGAGCCGCAUAUGCUCAACAGCUACUGAACUGUCUAUCGGAAAUGGUGUUUGAUCGAGCUAUUGCUGAAGCUCAGGAACUCGACGACUUUUAUGAAGCCACUGGAAAACUGAAAGGUCCUUUGCAUGGUCUACCUGUUUCCAUUAAGGAUAAUCAUCUUCUCAAGGGAACCACUUCUGGUGUAGGAUUUACCAGCUGGUCAACAACCAUUCAUAACGAAGACUCUGUGAUUGCUCAACUAUUGACUCGUAUGGGUGCCAUCAUGUACUGCAAGACUACUGUCCCUAUGGCUAUGUUGUCUGUUGAAACUGAAUCCAGAGUCCUUGGUUUGACAGUGAACCCUAGGAACAGAACUCAUACUGUUGGUGGUAGCUCUGGAGGUGAAGGAGCUCUAUCUGCAUUCGGAGGAUCUCCUGUCGGUCUUGGAUCCGAUAUUGGUGGAAGUAUUCGUAUUCCCGCCUGCUACAAUGGUAUUUAUGGUAUCAGGGGAACCAUUGGCCGAAUCCCAACCGCUGGAACUCUUACUGGUUUACCUGGGCAGUUUCAUGUCAAAUCUGUAGCAGGACCUAUGGCAAGAACUUUGGAAUCGGUUGAGCUUAUAGCAAAGCUGCUUUACAAUAGCCACCCCGAACGUUUGGAUGAAAACUGUGUACCUAUUCCUUGGAGAGAACCCACUCUUCCUAAGAAGCUUGUCUUUGGUGUUAUUCGAUCUGAUAAAAUUUGUCGACCUACCCCAGCCGUCACUCGAGCCAUCGAAAAUGCAGUAGAAGCAGUCAAGGCCCAAGGACAUGAAGUCAUAGAAUGGGAACCAGUUGACGUAGCUGGUGCUGGCGAUAUAAUAAUGGCUUUCUUUACUUCUGAUGGCGGUGCUUUACUUAAGGAAUCUAUGGAAGACGAACCACCACUCGAGCAUCAAGCAUUUAACAGUUCGCUUUUUAAACCAAUACCGGCCAGCAAAGUCUGGGCUGCUCAAAGAGAAAGAUCUAAGAUUGAAAAGGCAGUUCUAGCACAAUGGAAUGAGAGCUGCAAAUUAUCUGAAUCAGGUCAGGUUAUGGAUGGUAUCAUAUCCCCAGUCAGUGCCGCACCAGCAUACCCUCACCAUAAGCCCUUUUAUGGAUCAUACACUAGUUAUUGGAAUCUUGUGGAUUACCCUUCAGUAUCUUUCCCAGUCCUUGAGGCGGAUGCCUCAAUUGACGGUAAGCCUGAUAUUGAAUAUAUCUCAGAUGCGGAAAAGAAUCUUUGGGAAAGCUUUGAUCCUAUUGCCUGUGAUGGAGGAUGUGUGGGUCUUCAAAUCAUCACAAGAAGGUUUGAGGACGAGAAGGCAUUGAAGCUAGCAGGAGUUAUUUCAGAUGCUUUAAAAAAACUGUAAAUGCACAUGCACUAGCUUGAAUAAAGUAAAAUGUCAAUGUUCAA
Molecule: messenger RNA, 1944 nt
Organism: Umbelopsis ramanniana AG
Lineage: Eukaryota; Fungi; Mucoromycota; Umbelopsidomycetes; Umbelopsidales; Umbelopsidaceae
Exons: 1
Coding region: 272-1900 (542 amino acids)
Source: RefSeq, a predicted model, not a curated record